Molecule: messenger RNA, 1226 nt
Organism: Tribolium castaneum (red flour beetle)
Lineage: Eukaryota; Metazoa; Arthropoda; Insecta; Coleoptera; Tenebrionidae
Exons: 2
Coding region: 299-1168 (289 amino acids)
Source: RefSeq, a predicted model, not a curated record
GUGUACUCUGUUGGAGUCUCAAGCUGAAGCGAAGUUUCAGUAUUUUACCAAGUUGAGCAAAUUAGCAAUCAUGAUAUUUGCGAUAAACGAGUAAAUCAAAAUUUGCACCCCCUUAGGGGUGGAAUUUCCAAAAAUGCCCACACCAUGCAUUUCUCAUUUGUUAACCGAAAAAGAAAAAAAGAGAAAAUCUUGAUCGUAAUCUAGAUGUAUACCUUUUUGACACCCAUGUCAAAAAAAAAACAAAUUUUUUCUUGUCAACGUGUCAGUCGUCCGGUAUGUGAAUCAAAAUUCGUCGAAAAUGCGAAAUCAGCGAAAUUCAAUUCCGGUGCCAACACACCCCGUGCGUAGUUCCCCCAGGGCUUUGGCCCGAGUCCCCUCUCAGCGAAAAUCCAGCAGUUCCCAAACGGAGCGCGUCGUCCUCAUCAAGGAAGAAAAUCUCACUUUCUACCCUUGUACGCGAUUGGGGCAAAACGACGGAGGGAUGCGCCGAGACUACGUCAAAGCAGUGAAUUACAUCAACUCAUGCCACAAAUUUGUUAACGCCAUAAUCGAGAAAAACAACUCUGGUAAUAAAACCGCAACUUUCCUCCUGCCCCUAACCACCAAUUACCUCCCGCUGUUCCCUUACCUCAUCGGCAAAAAGCCGCCAAAGAAGGAGGAAAUCAAGCCGCUGCGCAAAACCGUUGAGCGCCAAACGGCGAAAAAGCCCCCUCCCGAGCCCCAAAUCCCCGUCGGGGAUUGCGAGGAAAUCCCGCAACCGCAGCAAUACGCGAGUCACGUGGCCGACAUGGUCAAGGAUCAAAUACACAGUUUUCUCAACCAUUUGCACGAGGAUAUGAACAAAGCGGUGCGAAAAACCAAGAGUGAGACCCCGAAGUGCAAAAAUCUAGAUAUUGUGAAACAAAGGCUCGAAGAGUUGUCGAAGAUCUGCAGUUUGCAGAAAAAAAUCGAAAGUAAAUCGCAAAUUGUGGCCCAGGGGACUCCCCCCAAGCCGCCAUCUUUGCCACCGCCAUUGUGCGAGCGCUUGGAUGCGGGUAGCGACAUCUCGGAGGGGGAGAGCGACGAGAAAUUGUCGCAAAAAAUGAAAAUUACGUGCUAUAAGGAAAGUCCCGAUAUUUCGGACUCUUCGGAUAUCAAGUCCGAUUCGGACCUGGAAGCGUUUUUGUAAAUUUCGUAAAGUUUGUACACACAAUGAAUUCUCUAAUAAAUUUAAAAUUACGCAAAAA